AUGCAUGGCUAUGGAAUGUACCUCUAUUUCUCUGUUGGAGCAGACAAGCGCUUCACGGGCUUCUCGAUGAACGGCAAGUUUGCCUCGGGAGCUGCAGAACAGGAGGAGGCCACUAUGAAGGCUUUCUUGCAGGAGUAUGGCACUCAGUGCGUUCAGAGUGCAACAGCAGCCUUACGAGAUCUGGUAGAGAAGGCAGCUGCCGAUGGUGUACCAGCAGACUUCUUGGUUGCCAAGGACGGGGAUGGCAAGGCCGAAAAGAGUGUAGAGGACAUGGUGUCGGCACCGUAUCCAGAAGCUUCUGUGGCGACGCAGGCUUCACUGCAAGCCUUUUCAGCGCGGCUCUUCGCAGAAGAGCAGCCGCUGCAAGUCUCCAUUUACACUGGUCUCAGCAACAAGAAAUUGAUGCUGUCACUCAAUGAGGAAUCCUCGUUUUCUUGCCUUGGCGCAGAAGACGUGCGGAUGGAUGGGGCAAGACUAAAGCGACAGCAGCUGCAAGUUGCAGGCCAGGCGGUGGAGUUUUUCUUGGACUCUGAAGCCGCAGGAGCUUUGCGGGUCCUGGUGCUCGUGAACAUGGCUUCCGAGUUCGAGUGGGAAGCCGCAAAAUGGAAGCUUGUACAUUGCGAAAGUGCGUGA
Molecule: messenger RNA, 633 nt
Organism: Symbiodinium pilosum
Lineage: Eukaryota; Dinophyceae; Suessiales; Symbiodiniaceae
Source: the annotation of a GenBank genome assembly